This is a messenger RNA of Ziziphus jujuba (common jujube), 3462 nucleotides long. RefSeq names its product pyruvate, phosphate dikinase, chloroplastic. Gene Ontology annotation, molecular function: kinase activity; ATP binding; pyruvate, phosphate dikinase activity. Gene Ontology annotation, biological process: phosphorylation; pyruvate metabolic process. The record is from RefSeq and is a predicted model, not a curated record. The transcript is spliced from 21 exons. Bases 252 to 3188 code for a protein of 978 amino acids. NCBI's taxonomy places the organism in Eukaryota, Viridiplantae, Streptophyta, Magnoliopsida, Rosales, Rhamnaceae.
UUUCUCCAUAAAUUAUUUCUAUUUUUUUGUUUGGGAAAUACAAAAAAUAAUUAUUUGUAUUUUUUUUCACUCAAAUUUUUUGCAAAAUAUCCAAAAAAGACCAACCGCCAUUUUUUUUUUUUUUUCGGUUUCCUGUGUGAAGAAGCUCUGAACCUUAAGACCCAGUAGGCCAAAUCUUCAUCUAUCACGCAGAAAGUUAUCUUUUUGAAACUUUUGCAGCUUUGGCUUUGAAUCUGUAGGUGUGAGGGAAAAUGGAAGGAUUGUCAUCGGCAAUGAAAGGCGUGCUGAUAAGGACUCCAACAGAGGUCUGUAGCCAGAGAGUGUUGUUGAAGGGAAAAUAUGUGGAGCAAUAUGAUCAGCUUGUUAAUGUUAAAGAAAGCCGUACAAGUUUCCCACAAAGAUUUAGCUGGUCAUGUGGUCGAGUUGGGUACAGUGGAUACUAUUGGCACGCCAUUAAUAUGGAUCCCAAACUCAAGAGAAAUGAGCAGUCACAAGUGGUUCGUGGUCGUCCUCGAGCUCAAGCCAUUUUGUCCCCUGUAUCAGACCCAAGUGCACCAACUACCAAAAAGAGAGUAUUUACAUUUGGGAAAGGAAGGAGUGAAGGCAACAAGGGCAUGAAAUCGUUGUUGGGAGGGAAGGGUGCAAAUCUAGCAGAAAUGGCUAGCAUUGGGUUGUCCGUGCCACCUGGACUAACCGUGUCAACGGAAGCAUGCCAAGAGUACCAGCAGAAUGGGUUAAAGUUACCAGAAGGUUUGUGGGAGGAAAUCUUGGAAGGGCUGCAAACUGUGGAACAGGACAUGGGGGCUGUUCUUGGUGAUCCUUCCAAGCCUCUCCUACUAUCUAUUCGCUCUGGUGCUGCAAUUUCCAUGCCUGGCAUGAUGGACACUAUCCUCAACCUUGGACUCAAUGAUGAAGUGGUUGCUGGUUUGGCCGCAAAGAGUGGAGAGCGUUUUGCCUAUGAUUCAUACAGACGUUUUUUAGACAUGUUUGGAAAUGUGGUAAUGGACAUUCCACACUCAUUAUUUGAGGAGAAAUUAGCUACACUCAAGGAUACAAAAGGAGUCAAACUUGACACAGAUCUAACUGCCUCCGAUCUUAAAGAGCUAGUAGAACAAUACAAGAAUGUUUACCUUGAAACUAAGGGAGAAAAGUUUCCUUCAGAUCCAAAAAAGCAGUUACAGUUAGCCGUUAAAGCAGUUUUUGAUUCUUGGGACAGCCUCAGGGCCAAGAAGUACAGAAGCAUCAAUCAGAUAACAGGGUUGAAGGGAACUGCAGUAAACAUUCAAUGCAUGGUUUUUGGGAACAUGGGAAAUACUUCAGGGACCGGAGUUCUGUUCACAAGGAAUCCAAGCACUGGUGAAAAUAAGCUCUAUGGAGAGUUUCUAAUCAAUGCCCAGGGAGAGGAUGUGGUAGCUGGAAUAAGGACACCAGAAGACUUGGACACCAUGAAACAUUGCAUGCCUGAAGCUUACCAGGAACUUGUGGAGAACUGUCAAAUUCUAGAGAGACAUUAUAAAGACAUGAUGGAUAUUGAGUUCACAGUCCAGGAAAACAGGUUAUGGAUGUUGCAAUGCCGCUCAGGAAAACGUACUGGUAAAGGUGCAGUGAAGAUAGCAGUAGACAUGGUCAAUGAAGGGCUUGUUGAUACACGCUCUGCCAUUAAGAUGGUGGAGCCACAGCAUCUUGACCAACUUCUUCACCCACAGUUUGAAAAUCCAAGCGCUUAUAAAGACAAAGUGGUUGCCACUGGCUUGCCUGCAUCUCCAGGAGCUGCAGUGGGGCAGAUUGUUUUUAGUGCUGAUGAUGCUGAAUCAUGGCAUGCACAAGGAAAGAGUGCUAUAUUGGUAAGGACCGAAACCAGCCCGGAAGAUGUUGGAGGUAUGCAUGCUGCUGCUGGAAUCCUGACAGCUAGGGGUGGCAUGACAUCUCAUGCGGCUGUUGUAGCCCGCGGGUGGGGAAAGUGUUGUAUUUCUGGAUGCGCCGAUAUUCAUAUUAACGACUCAGAGAAGGUUCUUGUGAUUGGAGACAUUGUGAUUGAUGAAGGAGAAUGGCUCUCACUCAAUGGAUCCACAGGUGAAGUGAUAUUGGGAAAGCAGCCUCUUUCUCCACCGGCUUUAAGUGGUGAUUUGGAGACUUUUAUGUCUUGGGCUGACAAAAUAAGGCGUCUCAAGGUUAUGGCAAAUGCUGAUACUCCUGAAGAUGCAUUAACAGCAAGAAACAAUGGUGCACAAGGGAUUGGACUUUGCAGGACAGAGCACAUGUUCUUUGCUUCAGAUGAGAGAAUAAAAGCUGUGAGAAAGAUGAUAAUGGCAGUUACAACAGAACAAAGGAAAGCGGCAUUGAACUUGUUACUACCUUACCAAAGAUCUGAUUUUGAAGGAAUAUUCCGCGCAAUGGAUGGUCUUCCAGUAACAAUCCGACUAUUAGACCCUCCACUUCAUGAAUUUCUUCCAGAAGGUGACUUAGAACAGAUUGUCAGUGAAUUAACUGCAGAAACUGGCAUGACUGAGGAUGAAGUUUUUGCAAGAAUUGAGAAACUAUCGGAAGUUAAUCCCAUGCUUGGUUUUCGAGGCUGCAGGCUAGGGAUAUCAUACCCGGAACUCACUGAAAUGCAGGCACGAGCUAUCUUUCAGGCUGCUGUUUCAAUGAGCAACCAGGGGAUUAAAGUUUUUCCUGAGAUAAUGGUUCCACUUGUAGGGACACCUCAGGAACUAGGGAAUCAAGUGAGUUUUAUCCGGGAAGUUGCGAAGAAAGUGUUUUCUGAAAUGGGUUCUUCCUUGAGCUAUAAGGUGGGAACUAUGAUUGAGAUCCCUAGAGCAGCUCUUGUUGCAGAUGAGAUUGCAAAGGAAGCAGAGUUCUUCUCCUUUGGAACCAAUGACCUGACACAAAUGACUUUUGGUUACAGUAGAGAUGAUGUUGGGAAAUUCUUGCCCAUUUACCUAUCCAAAGGAAUUCUACAACAUGAUCCUUUUGAGGUACUUGAUCAAAGAGGUGUUGGACAACUAGUCAAGAUCGCCACAGAAAAGGGUCGAGCAGCUAGGCCUAGUUUAAAGGUUGGAAUAUGUGGUGAACAUGGAGGAGAACCUUCUUCUGUAGCAUUCUUUGCAGAAGCUGGACUGGACUAUGUUUCUUGCUCUCCAUUCAGGGUUCCUAUUGCUAGGCUGGCUGCAGCUCAAGUUGCUGUCUGAAUUCUCAAAGAGGAUUGUUUGUGGGGUUGUAAAUAAAUGUGCUAUAUGUGAACAUAUGAAGAAGAACAAGGCCAUGAACAUCAUAAAAGUGAAACUCGAAGGAUCGAAAUAUUUUAUUCUUUAUAUAUAUAUAUAUAUCUAUAUAUAAAAGGAGAUAAAAAGAGAAACCUAUAUUUGAAUAAAGUCUUUGGUUUCCAAUUCCAUUGACAUUUUAACAUAAAAUAAUUUGUAUAUAAUAAAUUGGCACAACUUGUGUAACAUUGCAUUUCCUUUA